This is a messenger RNA of Rhizophagus irregularis DAOM 181602=DAOM 197198, 1468 nucleotides long. RefSeq lists its product as uncharacterized. Lineage: Eukaryota; Fungi; Glomeromycota; Glomeromycetes; Glomerales; Glomeraceae. The record is from RefSeq and is a predicted model, not a curated record. Gene Ontology annotation, molecular function: palmitoyltransferase activity.
GGAUUUUUUUAUAGGAAUUACAUUAUAUUUAGCGGUUCUCUGUUUCUUUAUUUUUGUGUUGAUAAUGGGCCCGUCUUCACAUUUCAGAAAUGGCCCAAUUGGAAAAUUAAAUCAUUUUUUUACAGUAACAUUAAUUGAAUGGAUAGGACAUUCUUAUCGAAAAGUUUGUGAAGGUCGUACAACAGAAACUUGCGAUCGGCUUUGCGUUUAUUUUAUGGAAAAAAAAAACCCAGUGUUAGUGAUAGUAUAUUUAACACUUCUAACAGGGUCAAUUUUAUUAUUUUACAUAACUGCAUGGCCUAAUAUUCCUGGUCACUAUCUUUCUGAUGUGCAUAAAUAUCUUGUUCCGAUAGUUAUAUUCUUUACAUAUGCGUCAUUUUUUAUAGCAUGUAAGAGUGAUCCAGGCAAGGUUACAAGGGAGAAUGUUAUUAAAGCUUGCAAAAUGUUCGAAUAUGAUUUUUUGAUAUUCGAGCCAAAAGAAUGUAAAACAUGCCUAUUUCUAAAGCCUGCUCGUUCGAAACAUUGUUCUCUAUGUGAAAUGUGUGUCGCAAAGUCUGAUCAUCACUGUUCAUGGAUUAAUAACUGUGUUGGUUUGAAGAACUAUCGCUAUUUCCUUCUUUUUCUAUAUGCUACUAUUCAAAUUUGCUUUUACGGUGCAUAUUUGAUCUAUCACAUAUUUUUGGAUAUAGCCAAGAAAAUGAAUUUAGCUGAGGCCUGGAUUACUUCCAUACAGACUGGAAGAAAAGUUAAGAUUUCAACAUAUCAGGCUGCACUGUUUUUAAUUCACCAUGAAAGGGUUCUUGGUGCAUUAGGUAUUUUUGCACUUCUUGUUGGAUUGGUCAUAUUAAUUUUCUUUUGUUAUCAACUUAGUUUGGUAUAUAAUGGCACAACAGCAAAUGAAGCAUUUAAAUGGGAAGAAAUAGAAGAAAUAAUAAUGACCGGAGAUCUUUGGGUUUUUGAAAGAGAAAUUGAAGAGGAAUCUAGAAGGAGGAAAAAGAAGAAUAAAGAGGUUUCAAUAGUUAAAGGUAGGACAACUGCUAUCUAUUGGAUACAGCCUGCUAGACAUCGAAAAAAUAAGUCAUCAGAAGGUGAAAGCGAAGCUAAUGGAGAAAAUAGUAAACAACUCGGAAGGCAAGUCAAAUCCAUGUCUGAAGUACGCAAUAUUUAUGAUAAAGGACUUUGGGGUAAUUUUAAAGAAACGGUAUUCCCACCUUCUUUAUAACAUUAUUCAAAUUGGUAGUUACAGUAUAAUAUAUUUAUUUUUUAAUAAUUUGUAUAUUUGUGAAGAUUAAAUCCAUAGAAACUAUUUUAUCACAUAAAUAUAUUGAUUAAAGAUAUAAACAUUUACAAUAAUUUGUCAUGUGAAUAGUGAAUAACAAUCGAUGUAAAAAUAAUACCGUGACUUUUUUUUUUGUCAAACUUUAUCCUAAUCAGUGAUUAAAUCAGCAAUUAAUCAUAGUGUAAUCUC